This is a messenger RNA of Hippoglossus stenolepis (Pacific halibut), 2303 nucleotides long. RefSeq names its product nuclear receptor subfamily 1, group H, member 4 (gene nr1h4). The transcript is spliced from 10 exons. The record is from RefSeq and is a predicted model, not a curated record. Lineage: Eukaryota; Metazoa; Chordata; Actinopteri; Pleuronectiformes; Pleuronectidae. Gene Ontology annotation, molecular function: nuclear receptor activity; RNA polymerase II cis-regulatory region sequence-specific DNA binding; zinc ion binding. Gene Ontology annotation, biological process: cell differentiation; bile acid signaling pathway; negative regulation of inflammatory response. The coding region runs from base 325 to 1782 and encodes 485 amino acids.
UUUUUUGGCUGUUUAGUUCGGGGGGGUUGACAUGGACAGUUUAAUUAAUAACCACCAUCCAUUUCUCCCUGACCUCAACUAGUCACACAUGUUCUCACUGGAAUCCAGACACAAGCGACCUAAUGUUCAUCGGCGACUACUGAUGGAGCUGUAGAAUCACACUGUGGAUAAUCAGAAACAAGGAAAGAAAAGGAAAAACUGGUACCAAGCAGGGAUUCAGUAUUCACCGACUGGAAUAAGAAGUGAACAGAGGGGUACCACGGUUCUGUGGCACGGUGCAAAUCUGUGUUUUUUUCCUGUGCUGGUGCCCGACGACCCUCCUGAAUGAAUGAGUGGGUGGGCCCCGACAUCAAUGUGGUGGGACCGCUGCAAAUCCCACACAGCGAUGAGUUCUCCAUCGCAGAGAGCGCCCACUUGUUUGAUAUUCUGGCAGAUCACGGCAGUUCUCUCCUGCAGGAUCCCGACGUCUUACCCUUCACCGUCUACCCCAGCAUGCAGUACCCGUCCAUGGAGCCAACCAUGCCUCCCGCACCAUACUACUCCAGUCAGAACUACUACCCCCAGUACAACGGAGACGAGUGGUUCUCAAACACAGGGAUAUAUGAACUGAGGAAGGGAGCCCUGGAGGUCAGCUACGAUGCUGAGAUGGAGGACACGUCUGCUGUGGUGUCCACCGUGUGCAAGAGGACCCGGCACAUGUCGCAAGCUGGAAGGGUCAAAGGGGAGGAACUGUGUGUUGUGUGUGGGGACAAGGCCUCUGGAUAUCACUAUAACGCUCUCACCUGUGAGGGCUGUAAAGGUUUCUUCAGACGGAGCAUAACAAAGAAAGCGGUGUAUAAAUGCAAGAGUGGAGGAAACUGUGAGAUGGACAUGUAUAUGCGCAGGAAAUGUCAGGAGUGCCGGCUCAGAAAGUGCAGAGAGAUGGGGAUGCUGGCUGAGUGUCUGCUGACAGAGAUCCAGUGUAAAUCUAAACGGCUACGGAAGAACACCAAGGCGUCGCCGGGACAGUCGACUGGAGACGAGACGGAGGGGCCGGACAACACAGACAACAAGCAGGUCACCUCAACCACCAAACUGACAAAGGAAAAAGUUGAAAUCACCAAAGCGCAGCGGGCUCUCAUGAAGGUCAUCGUAGAUGCUUAUAACAGACACCAAAUUCCUCAAGACGUGGCCAAAAAACUGCUCCAGGACCAGUACAGUGCAGAGGAAAACUUCCUCCUGUUGACAGAGAUGGCAACGAGUCAAGUUCAAGUUCUGGUGGAGUUCACAAAAAAUAUUCCAGGGUUUUUGUCUCUGAAUCACGAAGACCAGAUCGCUCUGCUGAAGGGUUCGGCUGUGGAAGCCAUGUUUCUGCGCUCAGCUCAGGUUUUCAGCAAGAAGAUGCCCAACGGACACACAGAGGUUUUAGAAGAGAGGAUACGCAAGAGUGGUAUAUCAGAGGAAUUCAUGACACCCAUGUUCAACUUUUACAAAAGCAUCGGGGAACUCCACAUGAUAGAGGAGGAACAGGCUCUCCUCACAGCCAUCACCAUCUUAACACCAGAUCGGCCCUACGUGAAGGACCAGCAGGCUGUGGAGAGACUUCAGGAGCCCAUGCUGGAGGUGCUGAGGAAGCUGUGCGUCCUGCAGCAUCCGCAGGAGCCGCAGUACUUUGCUCGUCUCCUGGGCCGUCUGACGGAGCUGAGAACACUCAACCAUUACCACGCAGAGAUGCUCACAUCGUGGAGGAUGAACGACCACAAAUUUACCCCCCUGCUCUGUGAGAUAUGGGACGUGCAGUAGGAAACGGAACAAAAGUGAUGCCCUGGAGGUGAUGACAUUUAGACGUGUGAGACAUAGGUCACCAUUCAACUACAUGAUGUGGAAUUAAGUCCCUGCGAAACUUGUGUUGCAGCACCUUGACAGCGUUAGACAUGUAGGGACUCUGUGAGUUCAGAUUAUUGCUCUACUCACACCAUCAUUGUGUCUAUUUACUCACACAUGCAGAGGAACUUGAAAUUAUGGAGGUGUUUACAGCACAAAGAGGAAACUAUUCACAGGUUUGGCUGAAGCAGAUUAAGACUUCUUACUGCUGUGAACAUCGUGUUAAACCCUCAUGUAAAACAUGUUGAAGGCCCAGCGUGAUUCGUCAGGCAAGUGCAAACACUGGAACUCAUUCAAAGCGAAGGGGUGCUCAUAUCAAGUGUAAGGUUUUUAGACGACAUUCAGUUUGAUAUUAGCUUCGUUUAUUUUAUAUUCGUAAAAAAAAAACUUCAUACAACUUGCUUCAUUUAAAUGCUGUAAAUAUGCAAAUGUUUUAUGUU